UCAGCCAGAGCCGGAUCUCCCAUUGGCUGUUGCAGCAGGGAUCAGACCUGAGUGAACAAAAGAAAAGGGCAUUUUACAGAUGGUACCAGCUUGAGAAGACAAACCCCGGGGCUACGUUAAGCAUGAGACCUGCUCCUAUCCCAGUAGAAGAGCCAGAAUGGAGACAGACACCUCCCCCAGUCACAGCUACCUCUGGGACCUUCAGACUACGGCGGGGCAGUCGGUUCACGUGGAGGAAGGAGUGCCUGGCUGUUAUGGAGAGUUACUUCAAUGAGAAUCAAUAUCCCGAUGAGGCAAAGAGAGAAGAAAUUGCAAACGCCUGUAAUGCAGUUAUACAAAAGCCAGGCAAAAAGUUGUCAGAUCUGGAACGAGUUACCUCCCUCAAAGUGUACAACUGGUUUGCCAACCGAAGAAAGGAAAUCAAGAGAAGAGCCAAUAUCGAAGCAGCAAUCCUGGAGAGCCAUGGGAUAGAUGUACAGAGUCCUGGAGGCCACUCCAACAGCGACGAUGUGGACGGGAAUGACUAUUCAGAGCAGGACACUUGGCAAGUACGCAAUGGGGAGGAGGAGGGACGAUGUUCAGAGGGAGGCAGAGAAGCAGAGAAGGUAGAAGAAGACAGGAGGAUCUGCUCCAAACAAGAUGACAGCACUAGCCAUAGUGACCAUCAAGACCCUAUUUCAUUAGCCGUGGAAAUGGCAGCGGUAAACCAUACCAUCUUGGCAUUGGCCCGGCAAGGAGCUAACGAGAUCAAGACAGAGGCUCUAGACGACGACUGAUACAAAGAAGGGGGAGGGUCAAAACAAGAAGUAACUUAGUUUUAGACGUAGCACCUUAGCAGACUUUCCUCGGUCCUUAAUAUGUGUUCUUACAGUAUAACUUUGCAGUUUCUUGUACGUCAGUUAGCUGUUAGGGUCUUGUUCUGUGAAGAUGGCAUGGUGCCCUCAGCCUUUGCAUAUACUCUCUCAGUAUUAAUUCCCAAUAAAUAAUCAAUCAACCAACCAACCAACCUCCCUCUCCCAGCCCCAGUGGCUAGAAAAUCUUGCUGCUCUGUCUUAGCAUUCAAAGUGCUUCCAGGUAUUUUAGACAGCCCUCAAUUACAAGUCUUAGGCUACACUUAAAAUCUUGGAUACCCUUAGACAUCAUGUAAAACUAGUCUCUAGGCUUUUCCUUCUCCAAGACUGAAAGGAUGCAAGCUGAGGUAGUGGCACAGGGUCGAUGGACACCAUAUUGGGAGUAUCAACAGAGAGUAAAAAGAACACUAGAAACCCCACGUCAGCCUGGGAACACGCGAUUUCCAGCUGCAAUAAGCUGUGCCUCACUGGUCACACAGUGACUUGAUAUACUUCUUUUGGGUGCUGUGCUGAGAAUGUCCAUUGGAAACACAUUCACACAUUUUGGUUGAUGUUCACAUAGUCAACACAGACAUCCUAUCCUCUACUCUCACAAGCUGCGUGGCUUAGUGGAUAAAAUACUGCCUUCUGCCUCUGGGACCAUGAUAGAAGUCCAGCCUGGGAUCACAUGAAAAAUGAGCUGAAUGUCUAAUGGACGACAGUCCACUUCUCAAAACCACUAUUCAUUAUCUGGCAUGUCUAGCAGUGCCUGCUCAGAAGAGGUCUAGACUCUAUUGCGCUAUCUUAACGCAACUUCGCUUUUUCUUCUUCCUCCCACCUUUUACCCCUUCUGCUUGCCCCUCUCAAAAGCAGUGUUUUCAAGGAAGGUAUUAAGGUCACAAAAUGGGUGAAUGAGGUUUUUUUUUGCAAAUCUGUGUAAGCUAAUGCCUGCAUCCUAACCAGACUGAAAGGCUAACGGGGGACUUUGGUACCUAAUUUCUGCUAGUUAACCAUCAUGACACAGAUCUCCCAAACACAAAUGCUUUUUUUUGUAAAAGGCAGGAAGAUUGCCUGCUCAAGAAAUGGGGUGUGAAUGUUUUUGUGUUCUCUUUACUCUGGCCUUGUUAAGGUGUGAGAAAACUAUACUGCUGCGAGCAAUUUAAUUAAUAAUUGGAAGCCAUACUGCUAAUGGAUGUGGUAAUACUUGUAAAGGAAACCUACUUUAAGUAGCAGAAACUAAUGGAAUGGUUUUUUCCUUGAUCAUAUGUAGCACUUUUGUUACUUUUUUCUUAAAGAUAUUUAUAUUUGAUAAAUCUUUUUUUAUCAUUUGAGAAGUCCAAAUACCAAACGGCAAACUUGCAUUACUGAGUCACCCUGCGAUCACCUUGUCAUCUAGUAUCUGAAUGAUGAACUGUGUGUGCAUCUAAGAAAAUUACAUCUGCUGGCAUUGUGUGGAAAUGAUCUCUUGGCAUCCUGAUAAAAUGAUAUGCGGCUGCCGGUAAAAGGAAACUAUUCAGUGGAAGCAGCACAGGAUGUGUUAGAGAUGGGCAAGACUGUGUUACAUUUUUUUAAAACAAACUUAAUAAAUUUACAUAGCAUUUCCACUACAUCCCAUUUUCUCUUCCCUGCUGCAUGGAGUUAGCUUACGGAGGAAGGGGGCUUCGUUGAGGAAGCACGGGUUUCCUCUUUUCUUUUGAAUGUCCACUUUUCAAGAGAGUGGGAAGUUCCUAUGCCUUGGCUUGGUCUUCUGUUUUCCCUCUGCCUUGCACCACGCCUGCAAGUUGGAACUGGGAGAACGAGUUGCCAAGUCAUUAAAAAAAUUAAAGAGGAAACUGUGGCUCCCAAGCAGGUUUUUAGCCAGCCUAAACCCCUUUAUUUAGGGCACAGAUUGACUUGAUCAUCUUUACUGUCUGUAAAUCUUGUGACGACUGCUUGGGUAAAGUGGGGAGGGAGCGGCGGGGUCUGUGCUUUGUCUCUGUAACUCUAGAGGAUCGGCAGGGCUUGCCCCUGUCUUUCAUUUAUGGAUUUCAUUGGAGGAUUUAUAUCCCCGAAGCAGAAAGAAGCCAUCUUUUUGUUUUAUUGUGUUCUCUGAGUAGGCAACUUCACAAGUCCCAUCAGGGCAGACUCAGGAAAGGAAGACACUGUGCAGACCCCGUUGCGGUUUUUCUCUCUUCGGGCCUGUCUACAUGGGGGCGGUUGGAUUUCCCAACCAGAGAAACACCCAAGCGUGCCCCACCCGCUCGCUCCUGCUCGCACGCUCCAAGCCCAAAAAUAUGCCAGCGAGGCCACUGCAAGACACCCCUCUGUGCUCGCUCUCGAGACCUCAGUCUCCAGCGUCUGUGGACCACUGUGGAGCAGCUUUGGCGGCAUCUUUCUGCAUGGGAGAGUGAGACCAGGAGCAGGUGGGCAGAGUGGGGGGCCCUUGCAGCCAGGACACAGAGCCAUCACGGGGGAGACGUGCCUUUUGGGUCUGUGUGAAUCUCUCAGUGCCAGGAAGCAAAGGGAGAGGGGGUUUGUUGUGGAGCAGAAUGAUCCAGCAAACUCGCUUCAGUGGAAUUUUACCUACUUAUUCAUACUGCAGUCACACACAGGGCUGACAGGCAACAUCCACGAUUUAUUGUAAGGAGAUUUUAAUAAUCGAUGGCCUCUUUAUGUUGGGGAUGCCACGACCAUUUAUUCUAGCUGUUUCAUUUUAAAAAGAACAGAAUCAAACUGUUGGACAGCUGCAAUUUCAGAAGAAAUAUGGCUUAAACCGCGCCUAAAAAAAAAAAAAAAUCAUGGUUUCAGACAACACCUUUUUCAGAGACAUCGGGAAGAAUAAAACGAAUGCGGUAAAGUCCAGACUCUGCGUGUUGCUGCCGUGGUGGGAGUUUGCAGCAGCUCCCCUAAAAUAGCGGCGCUGCGUGCUGGCAUACACGAGGAAAUGUGGCUCCAGCGCUGACUAGCACCGUCAUGCCGUUGCUGUAUCUCAUAACGCAGCUCCCAUUAUAAGGGAUAGGCAGAUGAAUCAUUUGUGUACAAUUAGAGAUCAGUGAGCCCUCCUGACUUGCUGCUUGUUAGUAUGCAGCAGCCUCCCCUCUCCAGAGGAUGAUCACAGGCAGACUGUAAAAAAAAAGAAAUCCUGGCUAGGGCUAAACAGGUGCUACCUCCAUUUCUCUCUUGAGGUCCCAGAUAAUACGAGGAAGGAAUUCACUCUUAGACAUCACUAAUCUGCUGAUGGCAUUCAGUUUUAUCGUCUCUUUGCUGUCAGCCCAUGGCGGAGGUUUCCUGACUACCAGGCACUUUUGCUGUGAUGAAUGAUAGCUGGUCAGUAUUUAAGCUGGGGGAACCUGGGGCUGACAUUACCCCCGCGAGCGGCUGCUGGAGCCCUGUUGCUCAGGGCAAAGGAAAUGCUACUGCUGGUGAGAUAUAUCAAGUGUGCUGGGUGUCCCCCUCACCCAGGGAAGCUUCAACAGCCCUCUUGGGGGGCCCUUUCCAUCUCCAGGUUUCUUUUAAAGUCAGGCCUCAUCUCUACGCUGUUCAGACGUUGAGCACAUCCAAGCGUUAAUUGACUCUCACUUGGGUUCCCUUUGAAAUGGAUCUGGGAGCUGAAUCCGUUCCAGGAGGCAGCUCUCCUCUCAUUCUGCCGACAAGGGUGAGGGAACGGAGGAUGCCUUCCGCGAUACGCGCUGGUCUCUGGUACGCUAGCAGACUUCAUGCUGGCUCACGAUGCCUUUGAGAUCGGACUCAGCGUCUCUUGCCAUCCUCCAAAGCCAGAGGCGUGGGCUGGACUGCGCGUGCUGCCUGAACCGAGCCUGGUGCAUUCGCGCUGGGACUCCUGCCCGUGAAGUUGCUCAGGGUUCCCUGGCGGCCGUCUCCUGGCUCCAGGUCAGGUCUUUCUUUUCAGGUUCAUUCAUCUUUGACCAUUUUAUAGUUCACCUUUUCUUCCACUCCUCCUUCUGCUUCUUUGCCCAGGUUGUCUGGACCGAAUGCAUUAAUUUAAAUGUUUUUACCGAGUCCCAGCUUUUUCCAAAGCAUCCAUAAGGUGAUAAUUAAAAUAAGUAGACACAGCAGCAAGCCAAUGGCUUUUCUUUUGAUGCCCUGCUGCUGUAGAGGCAUCUUUGCAUAUGUUACUUACUAACGUAUCAUUACAACACUGCUAAUUGGCUCAUACGGACAGGUUCUGGCCAAACGGGGGGGUUUAGCUAAAACCCAUGAAUAUUUUUCAGCCAUUCUGUGUCCGUCUACUUUGCAGGAAGAAUUUUCAGCCUAUGAGAAAUGGAUCUAAAAUGCAAAGUCUGGAUCCAGCUUCCAAACAUCCUGGAGUAAUUAGCUUCAUAAUUUUGGUUCAGACGACCUGUAACUGCAGUUGCAACCUGCAGCGCUUGUGGUUCACUUCUUCAUUUCUCACACACACUUAUUUUGUGCCAUUGACCAAAAAGGAGUUGAAUGAGUCUGUUUUUAUCACCAGCAUUCAUUGACCAGCCUUUCCUGUGGCUGGGAUUUUUAAUUUUGUUUUUUAGAUUUGACAGCCUAUAGGAAUCGCUUUCUUUUGCAGUUUGGCAAGAUGAUGGCUAUCGCGUCUCAUGAAAAGGUAGUAAAAUCAUAGAUACGUAAUGGCUUUAUAGCAGUAGGACGGUCACCUGGUAUCCAGAAUAUUAGAAAUCUCGUACUGUUUUGCCUUCAGAGAGGGGAAGAUAGCAACCUAAUUUCCCUAAUGUUUUCAGCUUCACUCUUUGACGUAAAAACUUUCUUGCAGUGCCGGCUAUAGACAAAAACAUCAUGCUAGCUUCCCUUGGGUGGUCUAAUUAGACACACCACUCAGAGGUUAUCUGGAAAUUGCAGCUGGAUUCCACUGGUCGGCUGGAUACCGUCCUUGAUCCCGUGUAUGAAUCAGAGCUGCAAAAGUGGUGUGAAGAUUUUUAAGGACACAUAACACCACAACCGCUCCCAAACCAUAGAUUCCCACUUUCCUCCAUGACGUUUUUUGAGUCCAAGACUUAGGUUUGAGUUCAUCUCUGGUUUCUUAUAUACCGUGAGUAAGGGACCGUGAGAACUGGUCACUGUGAUGGUGUUUACUGUGGAUUUUGCGUAGAGGAAAAUCUUCCUUCGAAUUCCCGUCGAGGCAGUUCAUUUCUGAUACCUGUGCAAGUUGCUAGGUUUGUAUUUCCACUAGCCCGGGCGUUGUGAUUUCAGUAUUGCUUGGUCUUCAUCCGCUAGGGAAUUCCUUUCUUCUUUCAGGUCGCGGUUUGCUGUGUUGUGACCAGCAAAUUCUGCCCGUCUCAUCAGAAGAAACUUCCUUGCUCUUACUCAGCAAAGGGCUUCCCGUCCAAGUAGUAGUUGCACUCUUUAAUGCUAUUUUUUUAUUGACCAAUACUAGAUUUUUAUUAAAAUCUUAAACUUUUAGGCAAUAAUCUUGUUUUGGUUUGGUCUCUUUCAUUUGACACGGGUCUUAUUGCUUUGGCAAGUUUUUUUGGGGGGGGGAAAUAUUUGUAUGUCAGUGAAGUCAAAUGUAUUCGUCGUUGUUAGGCAGUCGUGGGUUUGUCUUUUGGUUUCUAAUGCCUUCCUGUUGUAUUAAUUGGGGCUGUACAGAGACCGGCUCACUUGUUUGCAGUUUUACUGAGUCAGAUAUUUUCAUUAAUAUUCCCUUGGGGUCAGGUUGGUGACUGAUCAGCAGCAUGCUGCAGUUCCUACCAGGCUUUUCAACAUAAAACAUUCCUCCUUCUGCUUUUUUACAGCUAGGAUAUUUACUCAGGAUUUUGACUCAGUUGUCAGCCAACAGACAUUUGGCUACCUGAAGAGUGACCCGAAAACCUUCUAGUUACAUUUCCACUAAUACGAUUUGCAGUCUCGAAACUGCCCCAUUUAAAGCUAUGGCACGCUCAGUGAAAAAGAGGUAUUUCAGAGGUGGCAGCUACAAAUUAGAUUUCAAAGGUAACAAAACUUAUUUGUCUCUUUUGAGAGAGAUGCUUUAUAACUACAGGAGCGGGCUCGCUCAUCGGAGGACGAUCAGCGGCCGAUACGUUUUGAAGGUGGCACUGGGGGGAAAAGGGCUCUCUUUGGCCAACCCAAGGGUCUCGCCCGCUCUCUUUUUUUUAAAAUGGUAGUUUCAUAGCAUCACUGAAACAUGGAGGUGCAAUAAAUAUAUCUAGGGAUCUAAGAAAUUGUCUAUCCUCUUGACCUAGUGUUUUAUACCCAGAAGUAUCUUGGAGUGAUCUGUUCAUGUCUGUUUUUCAGCUCUCUGUCUAUCAACCAUACUUGAUUCGGUGGCCAAAAUGAUACGGACAGUAGUAUACCGGAAUCGGCUCCCCGAGUUAGAGGACAACAGCAGGCUCUUUACGGACAUGCGUGUCGUACUUCAGUUUGGAUUAACUGGGAAAUUUAUGUAAAUAUAUUUGGUUUCUUCAGGGUCUCUCUUACCCAGCCUCACCAAGGUGGUUUUGAAGUACUCGGCUUUAUCAUUUCGAAGCGCUGUAUCACACUGACAGAUUGUCAAAGAAAGAUAUGCCAAUUAUCUUUUUUUAAUCCCUUUGCGUGAUUAGCUCUUUAGUUUUCACCAGUCUGAGAAAUAGCAAUCCGUGGAUACUCCACGGCUUCGUGCUUUGCAAGUGCUUUCCGGGAAGCACUAACUGCUCCAGCCAGCAGUGCAGAUGAUACAAGUAGGUGCGCGUGUAGUAAUACUAUUGAGCCAUAGUGAACUGCAUAAUGGAUCUGUGAUAUCCGUGUACAGUGC
This is a messenger RNA of Alligator sinensis (Chinese alligator), 7542 nucleotides long. RefSeq names its product homeobox-containing protein 1-like. Bases 123 to 776 code for a protein of 217 amino acids. The record is from RefSeq and is a predicted model, not a curated record. Gene Ontology annotation, molecular function: double-stranded telomeric DNA binding. The transcript has 7 exons. NCBI's taxonomy places the organism in Eukaryota, Metazoa, Chordata, Crocodylia, Alligatoridae. Gene Ontology annotation, cellular component: nucleus.